Paracoccidioides brasiliensis Pb18 is the source of this 1512-nucleotide messenger RNA. RefSeq lists its product as uncharacterized. The coding region runs from base 1 to 1512 and encodes 503 amino acids. The record is from RefSeq and is a predicted model, not a curated record. The transcript is spliced from 3 exons. Gene Ontology annotation, molecular function: transmembrane transporter activity. Gene Ontology annotation, biological process: transmembrane transport.
AUGUCCCAUACGAACCCCCCAAAACUCGAUAUCGAGAAGGCUCCAACGCCUGUACUCGUUUCAAGAAGUGAUGAUACAAAUGCCAACGAGAAUGACUCAAGUUCUCAGGGACGCCUUGAUGAGCUACUGGUGGAUUGGGAUGGCCCCGACGAUCCCCAAAACCCACUCAACUGGAGCAUGUUCUGGAAAUGGGCCGUUGCUCUGUUGACUUCCCUUGGGGGCCUGGUUACUCUGAUGAGCGGGGCGAUGUUGGCUCCAGCCCUGGAGACCAUUGGCAAGGAUCUCAACACCAGCCCUGACACCACCAACAUGUGUCUUUCCAUUUUCGUACUAGCCUUCGCAUUUGGUCCCAUGGUUUUAGCUCCUAUGACGGAAAUAUUUGGUCGUCGCCAUGUAUGGAUUGCCUGUUCCGCAUGGUAUAUCAUAUGGAACGGUGUCUGCGGCUUUGCAAACUCGCAGGGGUUGAUGUUGGCUGCACGACUUUUGUCCGGACUGGGAGCAAGUGCAGAGUUUGCCGUGUCAAAUCCGGUUUUGGGAGAUACCUGGAGGCCAGAAGAGCGCGGACGAUCCUUUGCUGUUGCGACCUUCAUCCCGCUUCUUGGACCCGCCUUAGGCCCGAUCCUGGGAGGCGUGAUCACUAAUUCCGUAGGAUGGCGAUGGCUCUUCUGGGUUCUAUCCAUAUUCGACGCUGUUCUCACCAUUGCUGCUAUCUGGCUCUUUCCAGAAUGCUAUGAACAGCUCCUACUUCACCGGAAGGCGCUCAAGCUACGUAAAGAAACCGGGCGACAAUACCAUACCCGAUGGGGCAUCCACAGCCAACCACUUCUCCAGAAGCUGAAGCGAAGUGUUGUUAGACCAGUGUGGAUGUUGUUCACCCAACCAGUCAUCCAACUCGUCAGCAUCUUCCUUGCGUAUAACUUUGGUACGCUAUACUUUGUUUUGACCAGCUUUGCCUCUAUCUGGAUUACCCAAUAUCAUCAGUCCGUAUCCGCCUCAGGGUUGCAUUAUAUCGCUCUCGUCAUCGGCUCUACCAUUGGUGCCCAGCUUGGAGCGGCCCUCACAGAUCGACUGUGGGCCUAUUUAAAAAAUAAAGCAAAGGGCGAAACAGCACCGGAAUAUCGGAUCCCCCUCAUGAUUCCGGGUUCGAUUGUUAUCCCCAUCAGCUUGUUCUGGUUCGGAUGGGCAGCGGAAACAAAGCAAAAAUGGAUUGUAGUUGACAUUGCCGCGGCACUGUUCAACUUCGGAAUUAUCAUGAGCACGCACUCGCAACAGCAGUACGUUAUGGAAGCGUACCGGGGCUAUGUGGCGUCAGCCACGGCUGCCAGCCAGUUUCUACGAAGCAUUUUUGCUUUUACAUUUCCGCUGUUUGCGCCAGCCCUUUUCAGCCGUUUGGGUUACGGUUGGGGCCAUAGCUUAUUGGCAUUCGUUUUCUUGGGUCUGGGAAUUCCUUCUCCGUUUAUUCUUUGGAAAUUUGGCGCAAAAUUGAGGGCUAGAGGGAAGCCACUGCUAUAA